This is a messenger RNA of Magallana angulata, 933 nucleotides long. RefSeq names its product protein KTI12 homolog. The record is from RefSeq and is a predicted model, not a curated record. NCBI's taxonomy places the organism in Eukaryota, Metazoa, Mollusca, Bivalvia, Ostreida, Ostreidae. The transcript has 9 exons. Bases 34 to 864 code for a protein of 276 amino acids.
GAACACCUUUAGAGUUUUCACCACGUGCAAGUCAUGCCGUUUGUUUUGGUUUGUGGAUAUCCAUCAAGUGGAAAAAGUAAACGAACGGAGGAUAUCAGGAAUUAUUUAAGUGAAAAAACCGAAAGAUUAGUCCAUGUUAUUAGCGAUCACACACUGAAAUUUGAUAAGAACAAAGUAUAUGCAGAUUCAAUUGAGGAGAAAGAAAUCAGGGGAAAGCUGAAGUCUGAAGUUCAGAGAUUACUGAACAAGGAUGACAUUGUCAUACUAGAUUCAUUGAACUACAUCAAAGGAUUUCGCUAUGAGCUAUACUGCAUAACUAAGGCCUGUAAAACUCCUCAAUGUGUGAUAUUUUGUGCUGUAGGUAAAGAAAAGGCAGCAGAAUGGAACAGUAGAAGAGAACCAGAGACAGACAGAUACUUAGACAAAACUCUAGAAGAGCUGAUGAUGAGGUUUGAGGAACCUAACUCCAAUCAACGGUGGGACAGCCCGCUGUUUGUGAUACACCCUGAGGAUGAGCUUCCCUACGAUCAGAUCUCAGACGCUCUCUUCAACCGGAAACCACCACCUCCCAAUAUGGCAACGCAAAAUCAACCACUUUCCUCCACUAAUUUCUUAUAUGAGUUGGACAGAGUAACACAGGAAACUGUUUCGACAAUUAUGGAGUCCCAGAAGCACAGUGUGGCUGGAGAUGAGAUUACUGUUCCUGGUGCUACAGAAAAAAUUCGUCUCAUACGCCCUGUGACCCUGGCCGAGCUACAGCGACAUCGGCGACAAUUUAUUACGUACACCAAAAUGCACCCUGUGGAGGACCUUUCUCGAAUUCCCAACAUGUUUGUGCAAUAUAUAAACAACUCAUUGACUUGACCGUGUCAGUUUAUUAAAUUUUUGUUGAUAUUGAUUUUAUUUAUGCAGCAAUAAAAUAUGGAAUGUUAA